This is a messenger RNA of Acaromyces ingoldii, 1816 nucleotides long. Its product is annotated as putative casein kinase I. The record is from RefSeq and is a predicted model, not a curated record. The coding region runs from base 258 to 1670 and encodes 470 amino acids. Gene Ontology annotation, biological process: signal transduction; endocytosis; peptidyl-serine phosphorylation. Gene Ontology annotation, molecular function: ATP binding; protein serine/threonine kinase activity. Gene Ontology annotation, cellular component: nucleus; cytoplasm. The transcript has 5 exons. Lineage: Eukaryota; Fungi; Basidiomycota; Exobasidiomycetes; Exobasidiales; Cryptobasidiaceae.
GGUCAUCACAUUCUCGUUACAAGGAAUUGGAGCAAAAGGGCAUACAUCAGUGGAAAGGAAAAAGAAACUCUCAUCCAUCAGACACACUUGUCCGACACACGCUUUUCACUCACCGCUUUGACCCUCGGUUUCGACCACCCUACGCCAGUGCUCGGGCCUCUAGCUAGCUGACCGUCCACGCCGCACUUCACGUACCACCUCGACUCUUCGCGAACGAUUUUCGGUACCAAUUCUCUUUCACCAGAUCGACGACAAUCAUGUCAUCGGUUCAUCCCUCGCACAGUUCGGGGUCAAAUGUCGUUGGCGUGCAUUACCGAGUCGGCAAAAAGAUUGGGGAAGGGUCCUUCGGUGUCAUUUUUGAAGGCACCAACCUCUUGAACAGCCAGACGGUUGCCAUCAAAUUUGAGCCCCGCAAGAGCGAUGCGCCCCAGCUUAGAGACGAGUACAGAACUUACAAAAUCCUCAAUGGUUGCCACGGCGUGCCCCAGGUGUACUACUUCGGACAGGAGGGCCUGCACAACAUCCUCGUCAUCGAUCUUCUCGGGCCAAGUCUGGAAGAUCUCUUUGACAUGUGCGGUCGCAAGUUCAGCAUCAAGACUGUUGUCAUGACAGCAAAGCAAAUGAUUACCCGGGUGCAGGCUAUUCACGAAAAGAACCUCAUCUACCGCGACAUCAAGCCAGACAACUUCCUCAUCGGCCGACCAAUGACAAAGGCAGCCAACGUUGUUCAUGUCGUCGACUUUGGCAUGGCCAAGCAGUACAGGGAUCCAAAGACGAAGCAGCAUAUCCCGUACCGAGAGCGCAAGUCGCUCAGCGGCACCGCACGGUAUAUGUCCAUCAACACCCAUCUGGGCCGCGAACAGUCGAGGCGUGACGACCUCGAGGCACUUGGCCACGUCUUCAUGUACUUUCUUCGUGGAGGCCUUCCAUGGCAAGGCCUCAAGGCGGCGACGAACAAGCAGAAGUACGAAAAGAUUGGCGAGAAGAAGCAGAGCACGCCCAUCAAGGAGCUCUGCGAAGGCUUCCCAGAGGAGUUUGGCAUCUACCUCAACUACGUGCGCAAGCUCGGCUUCGAAGAGACGCCCGAUUACGACUUCCUGCGCGAGCUCCUGGGUAAAGCGCUUCACGGCGAGGUCGACGAUGGCGUCUAUGACUGGAUGAUGCUCAAUGGCGGCAAGGGCUGGGAGGCUGGCACGAGCAGGGACCGGGGUGGGGACAGGGACCGCCACCGUGACAUGCGGGCUUCUCAGGUACCCCAGGCCAGCGGAGUUGCGGCGCCCCAGGCCGCCUUGGCCCGCAAUGGGUCCAAGCAAGGUCGCAAGUCAGGCGUACCUGCUCAGCUACAGCCCUCGGGUCACCGUCCAGGUCACAAUGAUUUCCCGCACAGCUCAUCGUAUGGCGGCGGCGGCGUAGGCCAGGCGUCCAACGUGGCCAUCCAUGAUGCGCCCGUGGGCAACACACCGAAUGCGACGAGGGACAACAGCCACGGGGGACAGAUGACGCCGACAGGAGUCAAUAUCAGCAGCUCUGGCGCCGUCGAGGGUGGUCGACGCGUCGACGGCCGUGGACCAGUAGGAGCCGUGGGGAUGGGCAAUGGCGAAGGCCAUCCGGCGGAGCGGCAAUCAUUUGGGCAAAAGCUGGUCAGGGUCCUUACCUGCCGAUGCACAUGAGUCUUUCGCUGCCUUUGGGCUAUAUCAGGGACCUUGAGACGUGAACAGAAGCGAGCAAAUCACCAAUGACGACGACGACUCUGAUGACGACGAACGAUGACCGACGACGCACAAAUCACUCAUCAAUUUCUGCAAUCGCGACCAGC